This is a messenger RNA of Penicillium soppii, 1041 nucleotides long. RefSeq names its product seipin. Gene Ontology annotation, biological process: lipid storage; lipid droplet organization. Lineage: Eukaryota; Fungi; Ascomycota; Eurotiomycetes; Eurotiales; Aspergillaceae. The transcript is spliced from 4 exons. Bases 1 to 1041 code for a protein of 346 amino acids. Gene Ontology annotation, cellular component: endoplasmic reticulum membrane. The record is from RefSeq and is a predicted model, not a curated record.
AUGGCGGAUUCCGAUUUCACAGAUGACGAGUCAGAAUAUGACAGCCGGUUAACUUUCAGCAUCAGCAUAAUGGAGAGGGUCCUCGCGCCAUUCCGCGCGCUGGUUUCCAAGUCCGCCCUACGGAUCUACCUCAAUACCUUGCUAUUUAUGGGCGCAGCAUCGCUCCUGAUUGGUAUAUCCGCAAUUGCAUACGGAGUGUUCUAUCUCAAAUUCAUUCCUACGGUCGGGCUACAGCGCGAAGUUCAUCUACAAUUCGGCAAUGGUAACCCCUGGGGCACUGCUCAUUUUGACUCGGAGCUCGUUGCUCUCCAGCCAUACGAUGUGUCUGUGACGCUUGAAUUACCGCGCACGCCCUCGAAUAUCGAUACCGGCAACUUCAUGCUCGACCUCACCCUCUUCUCCUCCCGCCCUGCUUCGCUCGUCCUUCCUGGUCCUGCAAAUACCCCCAUCUCGCAGGCACGUCGUCCUGCAAUCUUGACAUAUGCAUCGCCGAUGGUGGAUGUUGCCCGGAGAGCAGCGCGCAUGCCGCUCUAUGUUGUUGGCUUGCACCGGGAAUUAGAGAAGCUGGAAGUUCCAAUGAUGGAGCAGCUGGAGUUUGCCAAAGGCGCGCGAAAUCUACCACAAAGCCUGCGGCUCGAGAUCCAGAGUGAUUUGAAGAUGCAGAUCUACACCGCGCGCGUCGAAUUUCGAGCUAGACUUACGGGGCUUAGGUGGCUGAUGUAUCGUUGGAAGAUUACCUCUCUUGUGGUCUUUAGCUCUCUGUUCUGGUUUGUCUCUAUGCUCUCUGCUAGCUUGACAUGGCUGGCGUUGACUUGGGUUUGGGGGACUACGCCUAAUAAUGAGAUCAAGGAGGAGCCGCUUGAUCUUGCCAAGGAUGAACCAGAUGAUAGGAUCUCUUCUGAAGAGUCUGUCAAAAAGGAGGAAUCAGAAAGUAGUUUGCUUCAUAUUUAUCCAGCCGAGGGUGAAGCGAUGGGCUCUGGGUUGGAAAGUGCAAAAGCUCGUGGAGUGCAGAAACGGCGGAGUCAUACCCAAGCAGAUUAG